GUUAUGUUUAUUGUUCUGUAAGCAUUAAAUUAAUUUGUCUAUAAUUUUUUAUAUUUUGGUGAAAACAAUUAAAUUUGAAAUAUGAGUAACAUAUAUAUUCAAGAACCUCCAACACUUGGAAAGGUUCUUCUAAAAACUACUGUUGGUGAUAUAGACGUAGAACUUUGGUCUAGGGAAUGUCCAAAAGCUUGUCGUAAUUUUAUACAACUAUGCAUGGAGAAUUAUUACAAUGGGACAAUUUUCCACAGAGUUGUCAAAGGAUUUAUUGUUCAAGGUGGAGACCCAAAUGGUGAUGGCACUGGUGGUGAGUCAGUUUAUGGUGUUCCUUUUAAAGAUGAAUUUCAUUCCCGACUUCGAUUUAUCCGUAGAGGAUUGGUUGGUAUGGCAAAUUCUGAUAAAGAUGAUAACGGUUCUCAAUUCUUUUUUACUAUGGGUCCUGCACCUGAGUUGACUAACAAGCACACUCUUUUUGGAAAAGUUACUGGAGAUACGGUAUUCAAUAUGCUAAAACUUGAAGAUGGAAUGGUGGAUCAUAACGAAAGGCCGAUGUAUCCUAACAAAAUCCUUAAAACAGAAAUCCUGAAUAAUCCUUUCAACGACAUUGAACCCAGAGAAAAUAUGGUGAGGAAGGAGGAAAAAAAAAAGAAAUCCAAAGACAAGGGCGUAAAAAAUUUCGGACUGCUUUCUUUUGGUGAAGAAGCAGAUCAAGAUGAGCAAGAGACUGCUUCUUUUGUACAAAAAUUAUCAGGUAAGGGGAAAUCUACACACGAUGUUCUUAACGAUCCAACACUCAGUAAAAAAUCAGUUCAAGUUGUAGAAGAUCAUGAAAAUGAUCAAGGAGAACUAUCUGAUAUUGAAGAAUUUGAAGACCGAGAUAAUCUUGACAGUAAAGAAAGAACAGAGAGGGUUAAAAAUAGGCUUAAUAUGCUUGUAACAGCUAACAAAGAAAAACAACAUAAAAAAGUUAAUAUUGAAAAACAAAUGAUUAAAGAUUCUGAUUCAGAUGAUGAUGUAUUAAUGCCGCUAGAGGAAGAAAUGAAAAACAAAAUGAAGAAAAAAAAACAAGAAAUCAUGGAUGAAAUUCUCUUAUUAAAAAAAAAUUAUCAGAAGGAAAAAGAUCAAAGAAAGUUUUUGCGUGAAAAGGAAUUGGAAAAUGAUUCUAAAAGAAAAAAAGUGGAUGAAAUAUUUCGGGAAUACAAUUCGGAAAGAGAAAAGUAUUCUAAUCUUAAAGAAAAGUUACCGAAAAAAGGAGCUACAAGAGAAAAUUUUACUUUAGAAUUACUUUCAAAGUUCAAAAAUAAAUUACAAAAUCAUAAAAACAGUUCAAUAAAUUCUGUUCCAACAAAGGAAUUAAGUGAGGAUAUCAUAGAAAAGGAGAUUGAAAGUGAUGAUUGGCUUGGACAUACAUUAAAGUUUGAAGAUAAUAUUCCUGUUUUGGCAAAAGAUGCCUCAACAAAAUCAGACGAUUGGUAUGAUGUCUACGACCCAAGAAACCCAUUAAAUAAGCGAAAAAGAGGUGAAGAUAAAAGAGAUACAAAAAAAAAUAAACGCUAGUAAAAAUAUAGAACCUUGGGGUUUUACCAAUAAAACAGGGAAGUAAUAUUUUUUUUUGGUAAUAGUUACAAAAUUAGUUUUAUUUCAAAAAAACAAGAGAGGUAAAAAGAAACUUAAUGAAACCCUAAAAAUAAGACUUAAUUUCAAAUUGUACUUGAUAACUUAGUUGUUUUUUUGAAAAUACUUUUUCUUUUCUUCUGGAUUUGGAAUGAUCUAAAAAUAAAUAAAAAAUUAGUAUAUGCCAAAAUCAAA
Molecule: messenger RNA, 1806 nt
Organism: Condylostylus longicornis
Lineage: Eukaryota; Metazoa; Arthropoda; Insecta; Diptera; Dolichopodidae
Product: spliceosome-associated protein CWC27 homolog
Exons: 8
Coding region: 82-1554 (490 amino acids)
Biological process (GO): protein peptidyl-prolyl isomerization; protein folding
Cellular component (GO): catalytic step 2 spliceosome
Molecular function (GO): peptidyl-prolyl cis-trans isomerase activity
Source: RefSeq, a predicted model, not a curated record